AUGGGCUUGUUCCGAACUUUCUUGUUCGUCACGGUCAAGUCUCAUGGACCCGCCGUCUCGACAUUGUCUUCUGGAGUCUCGCUUCUGCUGGGCGUCGCGCAGACGGCGAUGUUGCUGCGACUGGAAGGAAGCGACAAGGUUCUGGAAGCGCAGACCCUGCACAUGGUCACAGCGCUGGAGUCGACUCUGUCAGAGCUGGUUGAGAUUCGUCGCGACAUGGCCUCCUGGCGGGCCCGAGCCCCUCCUGUCGUGGCCGUGCAGGAGAAGGCCGCGUCGGACAUCGACAUCGAAAUUGAAGACGCCAGCUACCCCGAGCCGGACCACGAGCCUUGGGGGCCCUCGGCGGCGGAGUAUCCCGAGCCGGCCCUCCGUUUCGAGGCCGAGAGCUGGGAUCCCAACUGCUUCGACGUGCGGACGACGGGCUUGUCCUUGGAGUGCAAGGAUCUAGGCCCUCAUUGUUUCAAGGGCUCCUCGGCGCCGGCCAUCCGCGCGAUGUGCCCGCGCGCCUGCAACAUCACUUGCGACGAUUUCUGUCGCGAUCUCGAAUUCACGACGUUUCAAGAGCCCGAUGGCUCUAUGUCCUCAUGCCGCCACCUGCGGCUGAACUGCCAGGACUGGGACAGUGGCGAGCGUGUGCGCCGAAUCUGCCCAGUGACCUGUGGGAUCUGCCCGGGAGCACCACUCUCACCACCCGGGCUUGAGGAAGAGGCGAUCUUCCGGCUCUUGACGAACGGAACCAAAGCAUUGGAGCGGGCGCUCCGCUCCACCGGCGCGAAGCCUCCGACGUACUUGCAUCGGAUACCACCUAUCUUGCACCAGACGUGGAAGACGGAUUUGAUACCGGCAAAGUACGGUGCUGACAUAAGCUCCUGGUUGCGACUCCAUCCGACAUGGAGCUACGAAUUCUGGGACGAUGCGCGUGGCGCAGCACUGGUCUUGGACGAGUUCCCGGAGUAUGCUGCAGCUUUCAAGCAGAUGUCCGGGAUCAAGCGAGCCGACGUGGUGCGCAUCGUCGCCUUGCAUGCAUUUGGAGGCGUCUACGCUGACAUCGACGUCGAGGCCGCGCAGCCCUUCGACCGGCUUCUAGAUGCGGCGGAGGCCUCCUCGCAAGCCGUGCUUCUGGGUGAGGAGAACGUCGUGCACUCCGUGCUUUUGGAGAAGAGGCUCUCUGGUCGAUUGGUGAGCAAUGCAGUCAUGGCCAGUGAUCGAUCGGCUGAGCCUCCAGAGAAUGCGGAGGUAGAGGAUGGCAGAAGUGAUGCCGCUGCGAGCGCGAAACACAAACAUGCAACUCCGUCCAAGACUGGCGAUGCGAAUACCCGAUGGCCGAGUGCAAUCAAGGCAAAGGCCUGUUCCGACUACGGCACGCUGGAUUCCUUGCUUUCGGAGCAGCGGAAGGUCCAGGCAGCCAAGGAUUCCUGGGGGACUUUCGACUUUGCGAUCGUUAGUGCCAAUAUCCUCUUUAGACAAGUUUGUUUGUAUGAUUCCAAGACCGCGCUUCUCAUGGCUUGCGGGGCACUGGAGCAUUCGCUGCAGGACCUCCCUGUCCUCUCAGAUCCGGGUCCAAGCCGGAAAUCCUCACGGAACAUCGCUUUCCUGGCCCAGCGGGGAACAAAGAUGUCCAAACUGAGGCGGCCCGAGCGUGGUUCGCGGCAGAAGGGAACUCCCAUCCACGACUUCCGACGCAAGCUGCUGCAAAAGUGGCCCAACAUCGAGGAGGCCUUCCUUGAGAUCGACAGCUACGUGUCCAAGGUGACGCGACCUUUGAACGUCACGGAGUGGUCCGCUGCCCUGGCGCAGCUGGGCCUCGCAACCCAGGCGAAUGGACGCGUGAUCUACGAUGACGAGGACAGGAGCUUGAAUGAAGUGAAGGCAGCGUUGAUGGCUGAGCUGUUGGCGAUCGCUAGCAUGGGCGUGCCCGUCUUUGGAGGAAUAGGCCUUGGAUACUUCAUUGUCCACUUGGGCGAGUACUGCAAGAACCGGAAUCACUGGUAUCUACUCUUUUGGAUUGGUGUCGGUGGAACAGUCAUUGAUCAAGUCAACCUCCUCAGCUACAUGUACACGCUAAGCACGGCAGGAGAGACCCUCUACAUUUAUGAUGGCAUUGACCCAAUCUCGCCGAAUUGCGACCAGUUGGCAUGUAUGGUGUUUGUGCUGACGGUACGCUUAUCGCAUGCAAAAGAGAAGGUGCGCAAGGAAAAGAACCGGCUGCGUCUUGCACUUGGCUACAGGGGCGACGCUCCUGAGAAUCCAAGAAAGCAUGCAGAACAUCUCCCGCUUGCUGCACGAUGGGCCUGGUGGUGUUUGAUACCCUUUCCCAUCGCGGCGGUCCGGUUCGGAGUGUCGAUUGUGCUGAUUUGUGUUGCAAUCGACCGCCAUGGCCACGAUCUCAGUUCAUCUGCCUUUUGGACCUCGCUCUGCGCGGCCAGGCUCUUCAGUGGAGUUGGGCUUUUUCUCGUGCUGCAUGGCAUGUUCGGAACCAUCUUUGAUCAGGUCGUUGCUAUAGAGGGGAAUUUGGACAUCAUGAAGGACGUCUUGGCAAAGCUCCCACGUGCGUUCGCAGAUGAAAAACGGCCCCUCCUCCAAGAUGAACGUCGGAACGUACUUCGAGAAAGAGAGAGCAUGCCAGUGGCGGGACGGACAGGCGAUCGGCGCGAUACCGUUGUCCGCAACAUUAGUUCCUUGACAACAGAGACCUCCCGACUACCAGCGCUGGAUCACGGGGAGGAAGUAGAAACCUUCCAAGACUGGUUAAAACACUGGCAUUACGCUCGAAUUGAUUUUCUGGAUGAGCAGUUUGGCUCAGAUGCUGUGCUGGGCAUAUGCGUGGUGACCAUGUUCUUCUGUGCCCUGCAGUUGUUGGCGAGCUGGCUAUGUUACGACCAGAAUCAGCAUAACUUCACUUACCAAGGAUUGCAUUCUGCCAUGGCCUUCGCUUUGACCUUGACCUUUGGUGGUAUUUUUAUGUAUCUAUCGAACGUGUGCAUCAAGGUGAAUGAGCUCUUUCUGAAGAUGUUGACGCAGCUGGAUGAGCUGAGCGCGCAAAGUUGGCGAGAGCAUGGGUACGAGGAGGGGCACAUCCGCAUGAUUCACGACUUCAAGACUGUGAUUGAAGCCGAAGGCUCGCCCCACACCUUCCUCGGCUACGCGAUGACGUGGCGGCUGGUCUGCACCAUCUUGACGCCCUUGUUCACCCCGACGCUGGCAACCAUCCGGCCGUUGCUGCAAGUUGCACAGCGCAACGUGCACGAUGCUGUCUGGAAUAGUGAGGAGCUGAACCAGACAAGCCAGGAUGCUCAUUAUUGGCUGGGCUACCUGGCCAACGAGAGCCAUUUGAACCAGCUGCUUUCAAUAUGA
Messenger RNA from Symbiodinium sp. CCMP2592, 3354 nucleotides. NCBI's taxonomy places the organism in Eukaryota, Dinophyceae, Suessiales, Symbiodiniaceae. The record is from the annotation of a GenBank genome assembly.